This is a messenger RNA of Thermothelomyces thermophilus ATCC 42464, 1214 nucleotides long. RefSeq lists its product as uncharacterized. The transcript has 2 exons. Gene Ontology annotation, biological process: C-terminal protein methylation. Gene Ontology annotation, cellular component: endoplasmic reticulum; membrane. The record is from RefSeq and is a predicted model, not a curated record. Gene Ontology annotation, molecular function: protein C-terminal S-isoprenylcysteine carboxyl O-methyltransferase activity. The coding region runs from base 91 to 927 and encodes 278 amino acids. Lineage: Eukaryota; Fungi; Ascomycota; Sordariomycetes; Sordariales; Chaetomiaceae.
UCGCGCCGGCGAAACGAAACGAUUCCCCCCCCCCGCAGCGCUGUCGACAUCAUCACUCUGCCCCUUCAGCCACCACAACCCAUCUCGACGAUGAACGACGCCUCUCGUCCGCUGCCGUGGUCGCCAGAUAGAUUCUCUCGCCACCAACGAGGAGAACAUGACGACGACGACGCCGCCGCCGCCGACGCUGCCAUGCUCCCCUACCUCCGCCACCAACCAAAGUCCCUCUCGGGCAUCGCGGCCCGCUCCUUCUGCCUGGGCAUCGCGUUCGCCGUGGGCGUGACGGGGACCGUCGCGAUCCUCGUCCUCACCGCCUCGCCUCUCUGGCGCCUCCCCUUCUUCCUCGCCGCCCUCGCCCUCUUCCACUUCCUCGAGUUCUGGACCACGGCCGCCUACAACACCCGCGCCGCCGACGUCCACUCCUUCCUGCUCACCUCCAACUGGCCCGCCUACGCAAUCGCCCACUCCUUCGCCUCCCUCGAGUGCCUGCUCACCAGCCUGCUCUGGCCCCCCGCCGGCGGCGGCGGCGGCGGCGGCGUCCUCGCCCGGCGCGGAGCCGUCCCGCUGGUGGGCGCGGGGCUGGCGCUGGUAGUGCUGGGCCAGGCGGUGCGCAGCGUGGCCAUGAUCCACGCCGGGCAGAGCUUCAACCACGUGGUGCAGUACCGGCGCCGCUCCGGGCACGUGCUGGUGACGACCGGGGUCUACGGCCUGCUGCGCCACCCGAGCUACUUUGGCUUCUUCUGGUGGGCGCUGGGCACCCAGAUUGUCAUGGGGAACCUGCUGAGUUUGGUCGGGUACGCGGUUGUGCUGUGGAAGUUCUUCAGCAGCCGCAUCAGGAUCGAGGAGGACUACCUCGUCGCCUUCUUCGGGCAAGAGUACGUCGAGUAUCGGAAGAGGGUGCCCACCUGGAUUCCAUUUGUUCCCUAGGCCCUUUUUUUUUUUCCCUCCGUUGAGGAAUGAGGCGAAGCUUGUGUUAUAAUUACAAACGAAGGAGGUAGGAAAUAGGACGAGGUCAUGAGUUGAGUUAAGGGAAAGGGUCUUAAGAAUCUGGUAUUUUCUAGAUUAUAUACCGGCAUCUCCCGCUAUCCAACCUGCGGGCCGUCGUGAACCUGUCCAAACAGGGGCUAGGCAACCCCCUUCCCUCUUCCCCAUCUAUAGUGGCGCCGUUUUUUCAGUCAUGACCGAUUGACCAAAAGUAACAAACAAGGCCAAAA